Adelges cooleyi (spruce gall adelgid) is the source of this 1053-nucleotide messenger RNA. RefSeq names its product TAR DNA-binding protein 43-like. The transcript is spliced from 4 exons. Gene Ontology annotation, cellular component: nucleoplasm. Gene Ontology annotation, molecular function: RNA binding. The coding region runs from base 1 to 1053 and encodes 350 amino acids. Gene Ontology annotation, biological process: regulation of gene expression. The record is from RefSeq and is a predicted model, not a curated record. NCBI's taxonomy places the organism in Eukaryota, Metazoa, Arthropoda, Insecta, Hemiptera, Adelgidae.
AUGUCGUUUGUACAAGUGUCGGACACAAAUGACGGCGACAGAGAAAUUGUCGACUUGCCUUUGGAGGAAGAUGGUACUCUCUUGUUGUCUACUUUGCAAGCUCAGUAUCCAGAUGCGUGUGGUCUCAAGUAUGUUGCUCCGGACAAUGGCAGGACACGAGCAUUGCGUCUAGCUAAUGAUAAACUACAUCCACCCAACGAGGAAGGGUGGGGCGACAUUGUUUACUUUUGUUCUUUCAAUAAAGAUAAUGGACAGAAGAGAAAAUUGGACGAAGAAAUUGAAAGUGAUGUGGAGCGAGCACCCAAAGAACAGAAGUCUGAGGCGAAAUCAAAAGCUUGGAAGAAUCGUGAUUUACUUGUACUCGGUUUAGCAUGGCAAACGACUGAUGAGGACUUAGAAAGUUACUUUAGUACAUACGGCGAAAUGCGUUUGGCACAAGUUAAAAAAACUGCUGAUGGCCGAUCAAGGGGAUUUGGGUUUAUACGUUUCAAGGAACGAGAGUCCCAAGUGCGGGCUAUGUUGGAUUCACAUGUCAUUAAUGGAAGACGAUGUGAAUUAAAAUUUCCUAAUAUGAAGGAUCCAAUUGUAAAUGAAGAAAAGAGAAUAUUUAUAGAAAAACUUACUGAAAGUAUUACACAAGAAGACCUCGAAGAAUACUUUAAGCAAUUUGGAGAUAUAGUGGAAGUUUGUAUACCGCGUCCUUUCAAAAAUAUUGGAUAUGUGUCAUUCGCCAAAUCUGACGAUGCUCUCACAACUCUCGAUCAAGUUCACAUUAUUAAAGAUGUUCGACUUGGUGUUUCGAUUGCCUUGCCUAGAGGUAGUGCCCGAAGGUUUUGUGGCAGUGGCGGCAGUAAUAAUUACAAUAGCCGGAUGAGGGAAUGUCGUGAUCAUUAUAGUAGCCGAGUCUGUUAUUAUAAUGGAUUGGAUGAUUAUGACCGCGGUAUCUAUUUUAAUCGCUACAGGGAUAAUCCUUUUGACCGCAUAGUCGAUCCAAAUUUAGUUGCUGCGGUUGUAGAAAGAACAGUCAGAGGAGUAAUUGGAAAUAUAUUAUAA